GGCUCCCCCAAGCCAACCACAGGCACCCGCGUGUCGCUGGCCUGUCUGCCCUGUCGAACUCGCCACGUCCGCUGUGACGCGAAGAAGCCGCGCUGCAACCGCUGCUGCGAGGAGGACAAGGAGUGCAGCUACGCAAAGUCGCGGCGAGGCGGCCUGGACAGAGCCGCGCUGGCCGCCCGCAGGAAUCAAGCUGCUGCACUGGCCGCUGCGAAGAACAACGGCAGUAGCAGCAGCAGCAACGCCAACAGCAGCGGCGGCGGCCAGCUCUCGCCCGCCCGGAGCAACGACGGCAACGGGAGCAGCAACACCAUGUGCGGGCUGACCUCCGGCUUCCCCCCGGCGCAUCGCCCGCCGCCGCCGCAGCCGGCCAUUGACCCGAGCCUGUACACGCCGCCGGACGAUGCCUGGUCGGUGUGCAGCGCCAUCAUGCCGUCGUCGAAUCUGCAGUCCGUGGACAUCUCCAGUGACGCCUUCAUCGACGUCUACUACAACUGCUUCCACCGCUACCACCCCUGCGCGCCGCCUCGCCGGUUCCUGGAGCGCUACCUGCAGGAUCCUAUCCGGCAGGACGAGCUGCGGCCGCUCGUCUGCGUGAUGCGCUUCGUCGGCAGCAUCUACCUGAGCAGCCACCAGCAUUCCCUGCGGCCAAAGUGCCACGAGCUGGAGGAGCUUGCCGCCUCCGCCAUCGCCCGGGCGCCCUCAACCUCGACGGCGCUCAACUUCUUCAUGGUGCCGUGCCACACCAUCUUCUCGGCCUGCAUGUACUGGCGCGGCAACACGGCCAGGUCGCGGCGCCACAUGGACACGGCCAUCCAGCUCGCGCUCGACUAUGGCAUGCACCGGUCCGAGUUUGCCGUCGAUCACGGAGACGGGGAUCCGGUGCUGGAGGAGUGCUGGCGGCGCGUGUGGUGGCAGGUGUUCAUCAUCGAUGCGUACUACGCUGCCAUCAGGCGGAAUGCCGACUUUCCUACGUAUCACGUUGAUGCGACGACGGAUCUUCCAUGUGAGGAGGACGAGUAUGAGCGAGGGGAAAUUCCUCGUCCCAAGACACUAGACGAGUUCAACUCGCGCGAGUUCAGCCCCGAAGACACAGUCUUCUCGUCCUUUGCCUACUUGAUAGGUGGCGUCCGUGGCAUGGCAUCAGCCAUGGCUAGAGUUCUCGCCUUGCCGGCCAAUGCCUCUGACUCAGGAGGACCCUCGCCCAGGGUGCUCGAGUCCGUCGACUCCAUCAUCGAGGGGUGGCUGCUCCUUUUGCCAGAGUCAAAACGGGACAUUUUCUCUGCCGAUGGCUCGGUCGAUGAACUGAUAUUCCAAGCCAUGAUGGCUCUUCACGCCACAACGGUUGGCCUGCACCGGCCCUUCUCCAACUGCUCCUUCGACGCCCUGGAAUGCAUCUCCAGCUGCUCCCAUCCCCCGCCCACAGGCGCCCACCCCGACGCGAACGCCGAGUUCCGCCUCGUCCACACCGUCAAGUGCAUCCGCGCCGCCGAGGCCCAGAUCGGCCUCCUCGCCCUGCCCACCAAGCCCUGCAGCCACACGCCGUUCGUCGUCUGCAUGCUCACCACCGGCACGCUCUCCCUGCUCGCCGCCUGCCGGUACACGCUGCGCGGCCAGGAGCUCGCCGUCGCGCGCGACCAGAUCCGCAUGAGCAUCGGCUGCCACAAGGCCAUGGCCGCCGUCUGGUCCCAGGCCGGGAGCAACCUGCACGAGGUCCAGGCCAUUGCGCGGGAGGUCCUGGGCUUGCCUAUGGGGAGC
Messenger RNA from Trichoderma citrinoviride, 1755 nucleotides. RefSeq lists its product as hypothetical. The annotation marks the transcript as partial. Lineage: Eukaryota; Fungi; Ascomycota; Sordariomycetes; Hypocreales; Hypocreaceae. The transcript has 3 exons. Gene Ontology annotation, molecular function: zinc ion binding; DNA-binding transcription factor activity, RNA polymerase II-specific; DNA binding. Gene Ontology annotation, biological process: DNA-templated transcription; regulation of DNA-templated transcription. The record is from RefSeq and is a predicted model, not a curated record.